AUGGAGCGCUGUCCAGAGGUUCCUGUUACUUUGGCUGACGUCGGCGCCAUACCUUCAGGAAAUGUGCCCUUUACUUACUGCUGGCCAACCUUGCUCUGCCGCUUUCAACACAAGAUCUCGGAUGUCGACGUUGUGAGUGACGAAGUGGUCGGGGUCGGCGCCCCCUCGCAGCAGUCGCUCCGCCGCCUCGAGGUGGCCGCAGGCACUGGCGUAGCGCAGCGCCGUCCAGCCCAGCAGCGCGUCCCUGCGCCCGGGGUCGCAGCCAUUGGCGAGCAGCGCGCCCACGGCGUCGGCGCGGCCCAGCGACGCCGCCUGCACCAGCGCCGUGCGGCCGAAGCGGUCGCUCUCGUCGGCGUCGCCUCCAGCCUCCAGCGCCGCCUCCAGCGCGCCCUCGCUGCCCUCCAGCACGGCCCGGUGCAGCGGGAGGCCGUCCGACAGCAUGUGCUCCAGGAUGUGCCUCACCCCCACGCCCACAUCGCGGUUCAGGAGGCGAAGCCACACCUCCUUUGCAACCUCGGACCCUUUCUCUUGGUUUUCCAACAGCCAGCACGCGCCAAAAUAUUCGAUAAAGACUUGACGCAGGAGCACUUGGUGGAGCUGCUGGCGGCGGCGGUAGGCGUCGUGGCUUCGAGUUCACCCGAAUCCACGCAGAGGUUCCUCAAGGCUGCCCUUUACGAGUCGGGGGACAUCGCAGUCUUCGUCGACGGCGUGGACGAGAUUUGCCCUUCCUACACGGACAAACUCCUCCGACUCUUGCAACUGUUGCUGGAGACAAAAGUGAAGCUCGUGUGGGUCUCGUCUCGCCCGGAGCUUGGGCUCAAGAGUAUUUACCUGCGUGGUCACCAGAGGAGCUGCACCAGUCGUGUUGGCGUGCUUGAGUUGGAAGAAGACGGUCAGUGGCUGCGGCUUCAGCACGCGCAGCACGAGAUCGUCCAUGGGAUGCGCAGCGGCCACAUUGGAGAACAGUUGAAACGAGAGGCCCCUGCUGCGCGCGCGCAGCGCCCACAGGCCGCCGAGGAAGAUCUCGUAUUCAGAACCGUUUAG
Messenger RNA from Gryllus bimaculatus (two-spotted cricket), 1044 nucleotides. Lineage: Eukaryota; Metazoa; Arthropoda; Insecta; Orthoptera; Gryllidae. The record is from the annotation of a GenBank genome assembly.